Candidula unifasciata is the source of this 2091-nucleotide messenger RNA. Lineage: Eukaryota; Metazoa; Mollusca; Gastropoda; Stylommatophora; Geomitridae. The record is from the annotation of a GenBank genome assembly.
GAGGAAUUGUCACAAAGAAUCACAAAUCUGCUGAAAUGUUUCCCUGAGACUGGAGACGGCCUGAGAUUUGUCAGUGUGUUUUUGGAGACCAUGUCUAGGGAAUGGAACGGGAUCGACCGGUUAAGGCUUGAUAAGUUUAUGAUGAUGAUGCGAGACAUGCUUCACCAGACAUUUCUGCUGAUGAGUAAGGGCGACUGGCAGGAAGAUGACUGUCGCCAGCUUGCCCUGUCAAUCUACAAACAUGUCAUGUGCGCACAUGAGGCUGGCUUGCCGGACGGGCUCAAGCUUCAUCUGGCUGAUAUUUUUCUGGAUGAGUUGGGAAAGGUUCCUACAGAACAGCUGACCAGCAAAGCCUUGUUGAUUCUGCUUCAGCCUUUCAUUGAGUUUAUCCUGCUGACAAAUAAACCAGAACUUGCUCACCGUGUGAUUUCUCGGAUCAUUUACAAAGCAAUGAAACCCGCAUCAACCAGCAACGCAGUGGUCACAGGUGGAGAUGCAGAAUCUGAUAGUGUGGAUGACAUGGAUCAGGCGGAUGAAGAUAUGGAAGUUGAUGCUCCUGAUCGGCAGAAAGUGGACCAACCAUCUUUCCACCUGGAUAAGGCGGUGCUCGUGAAUUGGCUGUUUGACCUGGCAGGUAGGAAGGUCAUCCGAGCUUCCAACAGGGCACUAGUCUACAAGGUGAUGAGAAAAUACUCAGAUUUGUCGAGUAACAAUCUGGGCCAAAGUGGAAACGAAGAGGAGCAGAAUUUCGUCUGUGACAUCCGAUUUCUCAAGCAUGAUGGGAAGGCGGUGGACCAACAGCAGGGGGGACAAGCAAGUCGAAAACGCAAGAAGAAGAGGAAGAACAUUGAACAUGGUGACAGCGAUAACAUCCCAGGAAGCAUCGAAUCUGAUGUUCUCAACACAGUUGCUGCUGUCAAAGUGAAAAAAAGAAAGUCGGGAGAUGAGAAUAAACCCUCUGCCACACAAAAAGACGAUCAUCUGCAGAGUCCAAGUCCUGGAAAUAAGGUCAAGAAAUGUAAAAUAACAACUCCAGAUCUGAAUUCUGCCGAUAGCUGUGCUAGGGCAACCUUUAUUCCGAGCAGAAAACGUAAAUAUUUAACCGAUGACAGUGACAAUUUACCUGCGAAGAAGAAUAAGUUGAGGCUCAGUAGUGAAGCAGAGUUGACAGAUGGUCAUGUCAGGAAACCCCCAAAGAAGAAACGUAUUAGUGCAGAAGAAACAUGUCUAAUUGAUCCCACUGAGGAGGGGACAUUAGAACUGGAUGUGGAAUCAGACACAAAUUCUAAUGCCAGACCCAAGUACCGAAGUAUUAGCCCCGCAAAGAGCAUUCCGGCAGUCUGUGCUGUUGAGCUGGUGAAGUACAGGGCAUCUUCAGCCAGUUACCUGGGGAAAACAGAUCUGUCUCGGCUGCAGACUAAGCCUCUUUCUCCGAAGGCACGCAAGCAGCGUAUGUCCUUGUCAGAUUGUUCUGAUGACAGGAACUUUACUGAAGGUGCUUCACUACCAUCGGAGAAGCAGCUGAGCAUCAAAAGUCGUGAUAAUUCUGUAGGAUCCGUCAAAUCCUCGCCCUCAGCUGAGAAAGUGGGAGCUGUAAGCGAGUCUCCCAAAACCAAACUGAACAGAAAAUUGACACCAGUGCUUCAAGAAAACAUACAUCUGGCUACGUCUGUUCCAUUUAGCCUAGAGAAGACGCCUAACAUCACCAAAGCAGAAGACGAGGCUGGCUCUUCAGGGAUGACUUUGAGUGCCAAAAAGAAAGUCAUAUUUGAUCUAAGAAGGAACAGAGCAAACAAAUUUCAGGACUAUUUGAAGAGCCUUGCCAAGCAGCCAGAGGCCCCAUUUGAACCAACCAAGAGCCCAGUGGUGGGCAUCCUCAAGUCUCCAGUCAUUUCUCCUGCAUUGACGCCAUCCUCUUCAGAAACAUCCCAACUUUCUUCUAAAAAAGGUGCUGCUUAUCGUAGGAGGUUAUCAGCACCUGGCAGCUUGGUGAACACCCCGGGUAAGAAGAAGAAGAGGAGUUUAUUCAACAAAGGACAGCGGGACCAGUCGCCUUCUGUUGGUAAAGGAAAAACAAAGCACAGAAGCUGA